Brenthis ino (lesser marbled fritillary) is the source of this 6801-nucleotide messenger RNA. The record is from the annotation of a GenBank genome assembly. Lineage: Eukaryota; Metazoa; Arthropoda; Insecta; Lepidoptera; Nymphalidae.
AUGUUAUUACGUGAGCCUCGCGAGAGCGAACGAGACCUCGACGCCCCUCUACCCGCUCAUGGCCAGUCGUUCCGCGAAACGUGCACCACGCUAAGCGGAUUUCGUGCAGAAGUGCUGUGUUGGAUUUGUGAGAGUGCUAGUGACUACUUCGCGACGUAUUGUGCUCUUUGUGGAUCCUUCGACUCUAGCGAGAUUGCCUGGUGCUCUUCUACUCCUAUAAGCCGUCUUAGCAUUGCGGUGUCGUGCGCGCAACCUUGCGGCGCGCGGCGCAGGUCAGAUUUUUCGAAGGUCGAUGACUUGCUCGUAAUCGCUACGAGGUCGACCAACCAGUCGACCAGACAGUCUCCCUCCCUCGAUCUGUCCUCCGUCUGUUCUCCCCUCCCACCGUUUCCCCCUUUGCGCUACCAGUCAGCGUUCGGUCAGCUUCUUGAUAAUACGUAUACGAGCUUUAUCGGAACGAAAUACUUUACGUCCCACUUAAUUGUAGAGCUCACUGCAAUUUACUGCUCUUUAUGUACCUACUUGGAACUGGGUGUGAACCCAGAUACGCAGCUCAAUGGCAAUUAUCACACCAGAAACAAAGGAGGAGACAUGAACGCGAUUAGGGGUGGUAGUACUGGAGCGGGAGUGCAUAGUAUGGAUGACAGUUUCAACAAUGUGUUGUUGGAAGGGACGCGUCAGUACUUUAUGGGAUUACCGAAGCAGGCACAAGGAAGUAACGGCCAACAGAUGUGGCCUGCAGGUUCUUCGACUGAGGAGGGCACUCCUGCAUUAUCCGGGGCUCCUACACCCUCUUCACGGCCACCAUCAGCUGCCGCCGCUCCACAGUUAACCUCAACGUCGACGCCAGUAGCGCCACCUCGGCCGCCUUCCGAGCCUAUUGAACCCGAGCCACAUAUAAUUCAUAAGGCUACCGUGAUGCGUGAGGCAGCAGAAAAAAGACGUGAACAACCUGAAAUUGAAGAUGACGAAGAACCUAUGGGAGCGCUUUCUCCACCUUCUCAUAUAAUUAGGAAGCCAACACCUCAUACUUUACCAUCGCCGGCGCCAGCUCCUGCAGCUCCAAGUCCUUCUCCGGUUCGGCCUCCUUCUGAGGUUCCCAUUCCUCAACCAACUGUAUCGGAGCAAAUUGAUCCCUCGGCUCAGUACCGUGGAACAGUUACUCGUGUGCAAACACCAACAGCAAGGCAAAACGAUCACUAUGCUCCUCGUGCGAUUGAUCAUUACCCUACAACCCGUCCCCCUGAAGCGUUUACACGCUAUCAGUGUGAGACAAAUUUAGUCGAAAGUGGAAGAAAUUCCCACGGACCACCAAUUGCCUCACCUCAACCAUCAAUGCCGGCACGUCACAGUCCACAAACGUAUGCCAGAAUUUCGAGUACUAUGCCGCAACACACUUCUAGUCGAUACAAUGAUAUGCCGACGCAUAGUAUGCCCAAUCAACGCUAUUCUAUUCCUACCGCGCAAGCACCGCCUCCGCAUAAUGAUCGAGUCCCUCCGAUUCAUCAUCCACAACAUUUGCCACCAACAAAAAGACUUAGUACAAUAGAUAGCAGAGUUUCUCAAGGCUAUUCACUAGUGCCACAAAGGCGUGAAUCUCCGUCUUAUACUCGGUCUACGCCUCAAUAUGAAAGACAACCGGCUCUGCCUCAAAGAAAAUAUGAUCCACAGCAAGCUUACUCUGGGUACCGGCCGUCUACAACGGUUCCUGUGCCUAUACCAAAUCGUAGAGUUGAACCCCAACAUCCUACUCUAUACAAACAGGGGAAUAUGGAUGUUAUCAACGCACAUUAUGCAGUUCGCCCGUCAGAACGUGUACCUCCUCAACCUCAGUUGCAAGCACAUGAAUUAUCACGAUUGCCUCCUCGUGCAGAGUAUAUAAGUAAAAGCAGGACAAUGGAUUCUAGAAAUAGCUACCAUUACCCGACGCCGUCAACUUCUACAGUUAGAUAUGCAUCUAGCGCGGUAGUUCCUAUUGCGCAGAAUAAUACCCUUGCUCGUUCUCAACCUCUUCAGUCUAGAUCUUCAUAUCGCACGGCUGUAGCUCCAAAGACUAAUUAUGAUUAUUCAGCAUCCACUCAUGUACAAAUAUCUCCAUCUCGCUCUACGGCUAAACCUGGAUAUCCUAGUCAACAGGCACGAAUGACUGUGUCUGUUACGUCAUUAGUGAAUGAAAUGAACCAGACAAAACAAAAACGUGAAUCUCCCCUUGAUUUGUCAGUAAAAACAGUCAAGAAUUCUGCAGAUUCAUCUACUACUCAAGAUGAUGCUAUAGAUUCCGCAUCAAUGAAAAAUGACAAUAUUCCACUGCAAACUAGACCAUCAUCAAGUUCUCGAAAUCCCAUGGUACCUGGUUAUGUUGCUUCACACAAAGUAGAUUUUGCCCCUGAUUUUGCUCAACCAUAUAGAGAAAGAAAUGUCAAUCAGGGAUAUAAUGUACUGCAAAAUGUCCAUCCUAGUAUGCGUUAUAACGGAAGCUAUCAUUCUCCAAGGCCAGCUGCUGAAACUUAUUCCGUAGAAUCUCGACCAGUAAACAGUGAAUGUAACAAAUACAAUGGUUCUAUUAAUCGACCCGAGUACAUACCCCGGAUAGAUCUUACUAGAUCAAGUGGAGAUCGUUAUCCAGAAAGCAGAAUUCGCGAUGAUCGUCAAUUAAUUAUUGAAGAAAGAAAACGGCCUGCAGGGCCAAUCGUAGGCAACAUUCCUGAAAAAAUUGUCCGAUAUGAAACGUGGACAUCAGACAGCAGGAUAGAACAAAUAAAUCAGUCGGCACGUGAACAACACGAAUUAAUGAGUCAACCAGUCUACAGCUACACAAGCCAUAAGCGUUUAGAAGCUUACCAAAAUGACCAAAAGCGAUCAGCUACAACUAGCUCUUAUCGUGAACAUCAUAAUCACCAUCGCUAUUCUGCUAACCCUUACCCUGAACCAGUAAAAAGGGAAACAAGUGAAUAUCAUGCUCAUUAUAAUGAUAGAGUGCCGUCUAGUAAUAACCGUCAUAUAAUACAAAAGAUUCCGAGCCAUAAAGAUGUACAUUCACAUCAUAUAGAUACGCAAAAUGGCGCUCAACCUGCCGACAAGAAUGUGUUAAGUAUAUUACGAAGUAGUUUAGAAACAAAACAAACUGCAUACUUGGAGCCGGCUAAGCCAGCAAGAAAAAUUCCCGAUCUCAUAGUUAUAGAUGACAUAGAUGACCCCGUAAUAGUAAUAACUGAUAUGCCUACGGACAAUGAAUUAGAAACAACUCAAAACAUAAGUAUGCAAACUCAAUCUGUACUACCUUUAGGACAUCAUAUAAAAAUGCCAAAAGCUAUUGAUUCAAUACCACGAGAUUCAGACUAUCAGAAGUUUGAUAGCCCUGAUCCCCCUCGAAGAUCUCCAGAAGUUGAUGUUGCUGCAAGGAUACGAACUAAAGCUGAACUAAAAGUAAUGCCGCCGUCUACAGAUAGUUCUUCUAAACUUGACUCAAAAACUAAUUCAUUACCUUCGGAAAGUAAGCCUCUUCCAAAAUCGCAAAAACAACAUCUCUUCAAUCAAAUCCGCGAAGACAAUCUCCGACUCGAAUCUGUUUUAAAAAACGAUAAACCUAAUGAAUCUAACAUUCCAGAAGUUAAAAUUGAACCAAUGAAUAUAGAAGAAAUAGAAAAAGACGCUGCAUUGCAAAUUAAAACUGAAAAUGAUUUAGAAAAAAUGAAUUCUUUGGGACCAAACUAUAAUGCUGUAGAAUUAGAUAUGGACUGGGCUAAUGCAUGUGAUAAUUUUAUGGAACAACUCAAAACAGGUUUUCAUAAGAAAAAAGCUUGCAAAAAGCGCUCAAAUACUAUAGAUCAAGAAAAUGAGUAUAGAGCUGAAGAAAGUCCUAAAGAAAACGAUAAUACUGAUAUUCCAACGGAAAAAUCUAUCCAAGAACCACUUUUAGUUGAAAUAAAAAAGGAGCCAAUUGACGAAGAUGAAGAAAAAGUUACAAGUAUAAAAUUGCCGGACUUAUCUAAACAAGAUUCUGUAGUAAAAGUGAAAAAUAAACACAAACACGACAAACAAAAAAAUGAUAAGAAAAAUGAAAAAGACAAUGACAAAGUGAAACAUAAAAGUAAUUCAAAAAUUAAAAGUAAAUUAUCAAAGAACGAAUCAUCAACUAGUGUUAUUGUCCCUAUUAAAAAAGAACCUGAAGAUUUUGAAAACAUAAAGACAGUUAUUAAAGAAGAAUUAGAAUCAAGCGACGAAGAUGAACCUCUUAAAUUAUUAAAAGAUAAACAAAGAUUACUCAAAGAUUUAUCAGAAAAGUCACCAUACGUUAAAUUAGAGUGCUGUGACGAGCAAAUGAAUUCUACUGCAAGAAGAUCGAUAGAUUCGACAGCAAAAGAUGAAAAACAAAAUAAAGGUAAAACACGACAGCUAUCAAAAUCGAAAAGAAAAUCCUCAUCUAUUGAAAAUAUGAAAAAAGAAAAACUGAAUGAUGAUUCGAGCUCUGACAGCGAUGAUGCGCUAAGCGUAGCUAGUAGACUUCGUGUAAGAAAAAGUAUGAAAAGUGAAGAUAGUAAGAGCUCAUUAAAAACGAAAUCGUCGCCUCUGAAAAAAAUGGAUAUUGACAAUAACAGUAGUAACAGUUCACCGCCAUUGCGUAAACCCGGUUUCGGUGACGGAUCAGACUUUCAUCCUGGAUGGGAAGAGGAAUUAUAUAGGUAUAAAAGAUCUCUUCGUAUGCCUACUAGACUUAUCGCUAUUCCAAGAGGACGUUCAGGCGGACCCUUCCCUAAAGGUUCUGCUGCACAGUUUACACGAGGUUCUACAUCUCUUCCUGAUUUGGAUCCUGUUCCUCUCUCUCCUGCUCCGUCAUCGGCACCUUCUACUGCAACUGAUGAUCUAUACAGAAGACCCGAUAAACUUAAUAUUGAUAGUGAUCUUGAAUCGAAUUCUAGUUGUUCAGCUUUUAACAAACUCCACUAUGACUCAGAAGCUUCUACAUCAACAGUUUUUUCUGCAGUAAGAGCAAAGAAAAAAAGCAAUUCUAUUGUUGACGUGCUAAUACAAAAAUGUGGUAAAAAAGAAGAUUCUAAAAGAAAAAUAAAAGAAAAGGAAGAAAAGACGCCUAAAGUUAUUCCUAAAAGUUCUAAUGCCACUGAGCUUCUCCCAACCCCUAGUUUAGGUCUAGUUAAAAACGGGAAUAAGGGAAGUCUUAGUGCAAAAAAAGAAAAAUUAAUGGAAGAUAUUUAUUAUUUGGGGGCUUUUAGAAAGGAAACUGUCACUAUGUUUAGAACAGCUUUUAUAAAAGAUACUGAUGGCUUAAUAGGAGCUACAGAAGAAUUUGCACCUGUAGUUCUCAAGUCUAGAACAAGAACCGAGAGUAGAGUAUUAAAACAACGAGCUACAAUUAAAGAAGUUUUUGGCGAUGAUAGACCAGCGUCAGCACCUCCAUCAGCAUGUAGAGACGAGAGUGUUCAAGACGAUAAUGACGGGGAACAAUCGAUUUCAAUACAAAAAGAACCUGAAUGCCAAUCAAAAUUUAAACCUAAAAAAAUAGUUAAAGAAAAAUUAAAACGAAGAUCGAGUUCUAUAAGAGAUGGCUUAAGAAGUACAAAAUCUUUAAAAACUAAUGACGCCAAAGGAAGAAUGAUGCGUUUAAAAAAACGAAAUAGUUUAAUGAAAUCAUUUGCUCACAAAAGAAGAAAAGAAAUGUCAAAUAAAAUUAAAAAAGACGUUACUUCUACACUAAAUGACAAAGAUAACAACACUAAAGAAGAAAGUAAUUGCCCAGGAACAACCGAGGGCAAUCCUAAAAAACGUAUGAAACGACUUUUUGGAAGGAGAAAAUUUAGCUCAGGUUUUGAUUAUAUUAGAAAAAAGAAAAAAAUUAUAAGACGUGAGAACAACAUUCCUAAAGUUCGCCGAGCAGCACCCAAACCCAGUCCUGAAUCUGUUCAAGAUAUUCAAAAAGAGAUCAAAAGUUGGUUUAUAAACAAAAGCAUUGGGGAGACGCAUCUACAUCGUGCUGCAAGACUUGGUUUUACCGACUGCGUUGCUUAUUGUCUAGAAAAAAUGGAAGCAGAUCCGUCAGCAAAAGAUAAUGCGGGAUUUACUCCGUUGCAUGUGGCAUCGGCUAAAGGCCACGUGAGAAUUGCAAGAUUACUUCUUCAAUACGGUGCCAAUGUAUCGGCUGCAGCGCAGGGUGGGAUAAGACCUCUUCACGAAGCCUGUGAGAGUUCUCAUGUAGAAAUUAUUAGAUUGCUGUUAGCGUAUGGAGCCGAUCCAUUAUUAGGAACGUAUGCUGGUCAAACUCCUGAAGAACUAGCAGAAGGUGUUGCUGCAAAGUUGUUGCGGCUCUAUAUAUGUGAUGUUCAAGGACGUGCUGUUGAGCCUUGGAGAUUCCCACCACCAGCAGAAGUCAUCGAUCGUGAAGAGCUCGGUUGUGAUCCAUUAUCGUCACCCCCUCCGGCAUCACCACCGCCGCCGCCCGACUCCAUGAUGGAGAUACAAUGCACCGAGGCACCACUACCGCCCUUCUACAGUCUGCGGACUGCCCCUGGACAGCCAGCAGAUGGCCUUUGGUGCUUGUUACAAGACGUGACUAAUAUCUUACAGAUUAAAUCAAAAGACAGCCUACUAAAACAAAUCCACUGCGGGUCUGGGUCGCCCAAAGAGUUGCUCCGUGAAAUACGAACGCAGGAGUUCCUGGAGAGAGCCCAAUGCCACCAACUUCUGUGCGCUGGAGAGAAAGUGAAUGUGCGCGCGUCGAAGGUGUCCCUCAUAAGGGUAACCGACAAGCUGAGACAAUUAUUAAAGAUAGAGACCGUCCUUGUCAGC